Acaulospora colombiana is the source of this 3716-nucleotide messenger RNA. The record is from the annotation of a GenBank genome assembly. Lineage: Eukaryota; Fungi; Glomeromycota; Glomeromycetes; Diversisporales; Acaulosporaceae.
AGGAUAUAUUCGACAGCUUGUUGAAUCGCAUAUACGACUUUGCCAGCACCAACACAAAGCUCAACUCUAUGAAAGCAUUCUGUCAGCUUCUCAGGAGAAUAGCGCGAAUCCAGCCGGCCAAGGCGCUUGCAAAGUUUAUUCCUCACUGCGUGCGGCAGAUUGAAACAGAACUGGAACAUGGCGCUGCGAGCAUUCCAACGACCAGUACUUUGGAUAUAGCUGCCUUGCAAGAGGCUGGCAAAUCUAAGAUCAAAAGUGAAAGGUCGUACAGCCUGACAGGAUCCAUCGUCAAAACCAUCUUAUACUCCUUAACUGCCGUAUAUCCAUCAAAUCGACAAUCUUUGAACGAUGACGAAUGGAAGAAAGCUGCUACUGAAAGGAGUUCUCAUCGUAAAUGGGGAAAGUUUUAUGAGGGCCAUGAAGUCAAUGUCGACUGGCAUGUUCCGACGGAUGAGGAAGUGAACUUUGCACUGGAGAUACUGCAAGAGAUUACCAAUCCCGCCAUGCUCCUCGUGCAGCAAUACAUCAACGUCGUCACCAGCUCCUGGAGAGGACUAGAUACUCUAAUCAGCUUACAAGGGGGUGAUUCUCUGAGUGAGGCGAUUUUGAAGGAAUAUGACGUCCCAGAGUUGCAACAACACCCUUUCCGACCAUUGGCAAGUCUGUGUUUGACGGAUCCAAAAGACCCUCGCUAUGGAGCAGUGCUUGGGUAUCGCGAGCAGCUUGGAAAAGUCUUGCAUGCCGCCGCUGGUAGCUUACGGGCAGAAAAAACAGAAGAUCACACGGAUGCAGUUUCAGCGCUGAUUACGGCCGUCGACACAUACCUCUUUCAUCAUGGAAUCAAGGACGAGACGGCACGUCGAAAGAGAUCAGGUUUCGAUAGUGGCAGAAGAGCCUGGGUAUUCAGUCGGCGCCAAUAUGAUAUGCCAAGAAACUAUUGGACCAAGUUUGCUGAAUGCGAUCAUCAUUACCGCCUACAACACUUGGCUCGAUGCCGACCAUAUAACGAGAUUGACAAGCUUCUUGUGUUAGAAAUCUUGGAGUUCUGCAGGUCUCCUUAUGUAAAGAUCAGGAGGUUGGUCGUCUCACCCUCAUUGAAUCGGGAUGCUAAAUCUUGUUGUAGAAAUGCCCAAAACCUUGCACAAGCGAUAGCCGGAGUGUCGGAUAUGCACUCUGAGUAUGUCGUGACGCGAAUGAUGGAAUUCCUCCAAUCCGACUCUCGCGCCGAGAAAGGAGACAAGUCGCUAGAUUUCGCUGACAGGAUCAAAGGAUCCUUACACACCAUAAGAUUAGGAAACCUACCUUCGCUGGCCGUGAUAUCCAUACAAGCAACUCAAUCACUAACCCCAUCUUAUAGAAUUCGAUUCAAGCUCUUACUGCCACAGCAAGAGGUGCCGAUCAUCUUGCCAGACGACACGGACGUUACCGACGCUAUCAAUGACCUCACCCGUGUAUAUCCGACGAGAGAUAUGAAAUUGGAAGCAUCGGCUCGAGAAAAGCUGGCCGUUCGGUUUGUCCAACUGAACGAAGCCAUUCAGUCCUCCCGCAAGGACAUUGCCCUCUACAUCGAGAGAUUCAGCCAAAGGAUACUCCAGAGUUUGUUGAAUGUGGCACUGACAAUGGUACAAAGGCUUUACUUUGAUGGUACACAUACAUUCUGCUACGGAUGGGUUGUAUGGGGUACUGUUUUUGGCCACGUACCGCAAACGGGCAAAUCACCUUUCCAAUGGCACGAAUCGUCUCAGCCAAUGCUCAACGAAGUUCGAGAAGUCCUUCGCACCGAAGGCUAUUUCACCAAAUUAGUAGAAUAUUAUGCAGAGGAGCCGAACGUCGAUCCCACUAAUUUGGAUACGCGAGAUGAUGCGAAAGCAACUCCGAUUCUUGGCCAACUUUUAUCAUGCAGUCGCUCCAAGAUACUACCUCCCACAUGCAGAGAGGAUGAUACAGAUCAUGAGACUGAUCUCGAUAUUCAGGCCCAACGCUAUAUCGCACUAAUCAUGGGCAUCGUCAUUCAAUAUGAUUGGCAACCUAGUUAUCAGAGUAUGGGUGCUCUGAUGGAAGCAUGCAGCUCGCAGGAAGACGUCUUCAAGACCCGUGCUGCACCCUAUAGACAGCAAUUCCUAGAUGUUACAACCAAGCUAGCCCAAUGGAGAAAGUCGCGUCUCCCGCCACCCCACUCUCUCCAGUCCGACUUUGAUCGAGGGGCGUCGACGAUUAUGCAAAUGAUGAUGGGUGCCAUCUCGAGUACGAGUGCCUAUAUUUACCUACCAUAUCUUCAACAUAUGCUGCCAGAGCUUCUCCAGACGGUCGAAAUCACAGACAACCCGAUGCUCACGGCACUGGGGACAGGAAUAACGCGCAUGAUUUUGUCAGUUUCUCUGCCGACGAUAUACAUUCGGCCAUUGUUCAAAUCGCUGGUGGACAUGUUCCAGACUUCGCUGUCGUGGAGAGUGCGACAGCGGUCCUCGAGCAUGGUCUCGGCCAUCUUCCUGAGGUACCUGGAACGGUGGUCGGAUACAGAUGAUAUUCCAAAAAUUCUAGAGGUUAUGCUGGCUAGCUUGGAGGACGAGAAUGUAGAAGUCAGGUCAUCGGCAUCGAUGAAUCUGGCGCUCGUGAUUCGAAGCAGUAUGCAAAAUAAGAUUAGUAGUCUACAGCUGGUGCUGCCAUCUCGGUCAUCGCCGGAUUACGAAAAGACGAUACGGCAGCGGCACGGUGCGGUACUUGGGUUGAUCGCGCUGGCGAGGUCGUAUCCGUUUACGGUGCCCGAAUGGAUGCCUCCACUGAUUGAAAUAUUGAGCAAAUAUGCGACGGAGCCCACUCCGAUCUCGAACAGCAUCCGGUCCUUUGGACAAGAGUUCCAGCAGAAUCACCAGGACAACUGGCAUGCAGACUCUAAAUUGUUCAACGAAGACCAGACACUUGCGUUGUCUACGAUUGUUUCUGGAACCUCAUACUGUGCGUUGUCGGACAAGACCCUGGGAGCGCAGACGCUCCCCGCUCUUGCUCGCUCACAUACUACCACCAACAAUGGGCACCAGCACGCACCCAAUCUCUCCAGUCUCCAACUCCUCGAGCAGCAGAGUCGCGCUUUGCAGGCAGCGAUCCUCGCCUUUGACCAGCCGCCUGCCCCCAGCCUCAGAGAGGUCCUGGGUGCUUAUCGGAUAAAAGGCGACGGCGAUCGGGAAAUGUUGCUCACUAUUUUAAACGCAAAAGCCGCAGAGGAUCAGGAUUGCGUCUAUGGCUACCUUACAUCAAACAAUUCUCCAAGUGUUGCAUGCAAACUUGGUCACCGUUUCCUCCUCGGAGACGAAUCAGCUACCGCCCAUCACCAGCAAUUCGCCGUCAAUGGAUGCCCAGUCACAUCUCUCGACUUCUUCAAUGGCCGACACGCGUCGCGAACGCCCCUGAUGAGCAUUUCCUCCCUCACUUCCCCUACUCUUCCUCAUAAAUCCCAUGUCUCUUCGAGACGGAGAACAGAUAUGGAGGUGGAUGGAGAAGAAGAGCGCCAAGAGGUGUCGCGAGCGAGGGAAGACGGGAACUCGAGGAACGAUAGUCGGAUGAUGACUUCGAAUGUGCGUGCUGAACGUGGAGCACAUUCAAGGUCGGGUUCUGGCUCUCCAUCGAUGCAAUCGCGGACCAGCCAUGGCUCGACGUCUGGCUCGGGCGAAGGCAGGAGCUCGUUGGAAAGACUGAGUUCGGAACGGAGUACUUGCUAA